This is a messenger RNA of Symsagittifera roscoffensis, 1413 nucleotides long. RefSeq names its product solute carrier family 35 member G1-like. The record is from RefSeq and is a predicted model, not a curated record. The coding region runs from base 204 to 1274 and encodes 356 amino acids. NCBI's taxonomy places the organism in Eukaryota, Metazoa, Xenacoelomorpha, Acoela, Convolutidae. Gene Ontology annotation, cellular component: membrane. The transcript has 2 exons.
AAGACUACUUGCACUAAACUUUUCAGUGACGUAAAAUUUACCAAGUUAAUCACAUUAAAACAACACGCCUGUUUGGUCUAAUUUCAUUCUCUCUGUAUUUUUCUUUCUCAGAUUUUGAAUGGCUUGUUAUUCAUAAUCAUUUCGAUUUCGAUAGCAAUUAGUGUAGCUUAAAUGGAUGCAAAAAAAUCUGCGAACCACAACUUAUGUCUCCUAAUCAAAAGAAACAAAGCAGUCCAGAUGAUUCGCGCAAAGAAAUCGGCGAAAAGAAAUUGGGGAGACGACCAAUUUUGGGAAAGCUUUUGGCCGGUUUAAUGUGCCUGGCAUUCGUGUCUAUCAACAUCAUAUUCAAGAAAUCGGCCAUUGCUCUUCCCACUUUGUUAUCCUUCCGCGGAGUCACCCAUAUUUUCGCCUUUGCUGCCGUUCAACUUUACCAGGUGCCGAAUCCUUCGGAGGUGUACAAGUCAAACUGGAAAGUACUCGGAAUUCGCGGAAUAAUAAGCGUAGUCGCCAUUGCCACGGGAAUAAUAUGUGUUCAAAACUUGCCAUUGUCAGUAUACGCCGUCAUAUACGAAACAGCGCCUGUAUUUGCUCUAACCAUGAGUGCAAUAAUCUUGAAAGAAUGUCUUCCUAUUUUGGAAAUACUCCUGGGAUUGGUCGCAAUCUUGGGAAUAGUCCUGGUUAUUCAGCCUCCUAUUCCUAUUUUUGAAGUUGCUGAUGCCACUAGGUCGCUUACUACACGUCAAUAUUGGUUUGCACUCUUAAGUAUGGUCGUUCCGUUUUUCAUGAGCACCGCUUUUGUUCUUUUGCGUCAGAUGGGAACCAAAAGCAAACCGGUUCCAAUUUCAGUGACCUCAUUUACAGUGGGAGUCUUGACCUUGGUACUCGGAACUAUCACUCAUAUGUUAUUCGUGGGACCAUCAUGGAUAUCUUGCCUGACACCUGUGCAAUUCGUUUACAUUUGUACGUUCUCUCUUUUAUCUUUUUUCAACCAGUUUGCAAUGUAUUUCGCUAAUAAGUUCGAAAAAACACCGAUCGUUUCUCUAAUUAUGACAUUAAAAGUUCCGAUUUUAUUCGCUGCGGAUCUUUUGCUUUUCCCGGAAGACGUGCAAUCGUACACCUACUUACAAUAUGCUGGAGGAGUGUUGGUUUUUGCAGCUAUUUUUAUGCUGCUAGUCAGUAAUUACUUCAAAGUAGGGAAGAGACUCAACGAAACGUGCAGAGGGGUCGUCACAACAACAGGAAUCGAGUCACAUUCAUUGGAAUCACUUAACUGAGCAAUCAUAUUAUUCAUAUUACUUAUUAAACUGAAAACUAACUCAAACCUAUUAAAAACAUGCAAUUUAGUUAGCUUGAAGCAUUCAGAUUUUUUUUAAAAAAAUAUGUAGCUUGGCUUGUAAAUAAAAAAGUCCCGUA